Messenger RNA from Prunus avium (sweet cherry), 1929 nucleotides. RefSeq names its product UDP-glucose 6-dehydrogenase 1. Gene Ontology annotation, molecular function: UDP-glucose 6-dehydrogenase activity; NAD binding. Gene Ontology annotation, biological process: glycosaminoglycan biosynthetic process. Gene Ontology annotation, cellular component: nucleus. NCBI's taxonomy places the organism in Eukaryota, Viridiplantae, Streptophyta, Magnoliopsida, Rosales, Rosaceae. The record is from RefSeq and is a predicted model, not a curated record.
AUUUGGAACAUGCGUUGCGUAUUUAAGCAAGCCCAUCACACUCGUCUUCUUCAUACUCGCAUUUCUCUCGUUCUUCGAACAUACAGUUGAAAAGGAAGACAAGCAAAGGUACCUCAUUAGCUUAGCUCCAACCUUCUCUUAGUUGGGUUGUUUUGGUCAGUUUUGAAAUCUCCACACCUUGUUUUUCUAGGGUCAGGCAAGGAAAAUUUUCUGUAUCAACUCUGUAAAGACGCCGGAGGAGCUAUUUCUGGUUCUAGAGUGAAACAAAAAUGGUGAAGAUCUGUUGCAUUGGUGCUGGAUAUGUUGGGGGCCCUACAAUGGCGGUGAUUGCACUCAAGUGUCCAUCGGUUCAAGUUGCUGUUGUUGAUAUCGCUCAAAAAAGGAUUGAGGCUUGGAACAGUGACAAGCUUCCCAUCUAUGAACCUGGCCUUGAUGAUGUGGUGAAGCAAUGCCGAGGCAAGAACCUCUUCUUCAGCACUGAAGUGGAGAAACAUGUUGCUGAAGCUGAUAUAGUGUUUGUCUCUGUAAACACCCCUACCAAAACUACGGGUCUUGGAGCAGGCAAAGCUGCAGAUCUGACAUAUUGGGAGAGUGCUGCUCGCAUGAUUGCUGAUGUGUCAAAAUCUAGCAAAAUUGUUGUUGAGAAAUCUACAGUCCCAGUCAAAACAGCUGAAGCAAUAGAGAAAAUUUUGACCCACAAUAGCAAGGGAAUCAAAUUCCAAAUCCUCUCAAACCCAGAGUUCCUUGCAGAAGGAACUGCAAUCCAAGAUCUUUUCAACCCAGACAGGGUCCUUAUUGGUGGAAGGGAGACCCCUGAAGGCCAAAAUGCCAUCAAAGCAUUGAAGGAUGUUUAUGCUCAUUGGGUGCCUGAAGACCGAAUCCUAACCACCAAUCUCUGGUCUGCAGAGCUCUCCAAGCUUGCGGCCAAUGCAUUCUUGGCCCAGAGAAUAUCGUCUGUCAACGCCAUGUCUGCUCUUUGUGAGGCUACUGGGGCCAAUGUUAUAGAGGUGUCAUAUGCUGUUGGUAAGGACACUAGGAUUGGACCCAAAUUUCUUAACGCUAGCGUUGGUUUUGGUGGGUCUUGCUUCCAGAAGGAUAUCCUGAAUCUGGUUUACAUCUGCGAAUGCAAUGGCCUUCCAGAGGUGGCUGAGUACUGGAAACAGGUCAUUAAGAUCAAUGAUUAUCAGAAGAACCGUUUUGUGAACCGUGUUGUUGCGUCCAUGUUUAACACAGUGGCAAAGAAGAAGAUCGCCAUCCUGGGCUUUGCCUUCAAGAAAGAUACUGGUGACACAAGGGAGACCCCAGCUAUUGAUGUGUGCAAGGGGUUGUUGGGUGACAAGGCUGAACUGAGCAUAUAUGACCCGCAAGUUACCGAGGACCAGAUUCACAAGGACCUUGCAUUGAGCAAAUUUGACUGGGACCAUCCUCUUCACCUCCAGCCGAUGAGUGCCUCCUCCAGUACUGAGAAGCAAGUUACGGUGGUCGGGGAUGCCUACGAGGCAGCAAAGGGGGCUCAUGGUCUUUGCAUUAUGACCGAAUGGGAUGAGUUUAAGACUCUUGAUUACAAGAAGAUAUUCGAUAACAUGCAGAAACCAGCCUUUGUAUUUGAUGGUAGGAAUGUUGUUAAUGCAGAUCAGCUGCGGGAGAUUGGGUUUAUUGUGUUCUCAAUUGGUAAGCCCCUGGAUGCAUGGCUCAAGGACAUGCCUGCUGUGGCAUAAAAAAAUUGACGAGGAGUUCAAGUGGCUUGAGGCAGUCAGUUUGGUUCUUUGCUAUUUUUUUCAUGGGUUUUUCUUCUUUCUUGCCACCACAUACAUAGUGGUCCGGUUUCUGGUAUAAUUUUUGUUGAACUUAGAGGCUCUUGUUUUGCCUGGCAUAAAUUUGAAGUCAUAUAUUGUUAUAUUUCAAUUUAUUAGAAAACGUGAUAUCAUA